AUGACAGAAUCAGAAACUAAAUCGAAAAAGACUCGAACAGGUCAUUUAACGUCACCGACAAAUGUAAAUGCAGCAAAUCAUCUUUCGUAUUUAUUUCAAAUAGCACAUACAGUUUUAUUAACGACGACGGAUUUGAACUUAGUUCGUCAUCUUGUCAAACAGAUUCGUGUACAUGCUCAAAAGAAACAAAUUCGUUUACAUCCGGAAAUGAAACGUUUGUUGUGCCAAUGUUGUAAUAUGAUUCUAUGGGCACCGUUAACUGCGAAUGUCCAUUUUAAUAAACGUAAAACAGGAAUUGUUGUCACUUGUUCGACAUGUGGUCGAUCUCGAACGUAUCCAAAACAGAAUUCUUGGCCAACGGAGCAUGGUGCUCAUACACCGAGCGAUUGGCUUUUUGAUCUCUCAUCUUCCAUGGGUAGAUUUGAUCCUCAAUUUCGUUUUUUAAAAUAUAAACCACCAUCGAAGCUUCCGAGAGCGAUUCUUGCGCCGAAUUAUCGUCUCAAUCAAUUUCAAUUUCGACAAGCAUUACCUGCACGAUUACGAGAUUAUGUCCGUGGUGGCGGAACAAGUGCAUCAGAAUACACUUGUGGUCCAUUGAUGAACAUUAUGUUAACUUGUUUGCAAAAAAAUGAAUAUGAUAAUUUUGGAUGUGAAAAGGAAGUUGCUGAUUUUUAUGCAUGUGUCAACGAAUUUCAAAAAACAAGUGCUGUCGAAAAAGAAAAUCUUAAAGGUGGUGGUGAUCCAGAUAAAGUAGUCAAACAAUUCGCCAAAAAUCGGCAACCAGCUUGGCUAUCGAAUAAACUUUUAAAAACAUACCCAACAUCAUCAUCUGUCGAAUAA
Molecule: messenger RNA, 840 nt
Organism: Adineta ricciae
Lineage: Eukaryota; Metazoa; Rotifera; Eurotatoria; Adinetida; Adinetidae
Source: the annotation of a GenBank genome assembly